UGGAAACAACUUCCGUUCCACACGAUACAAUUCUGUUUCGAGAAAGGCUGUUUUCGUUAAAAAGUUCAAACAUCUAACGUUAAUUCAAAUCACAAAACGUAUAUUUCAAGUUUGUUAAGCUUUCAUCUGGCUGCUGCUGGAAGGCAAUAUGCAAAGUCGUGAUCAAUGCGAAAAUGGAACACCUCUUCUUCUUCCUUCUCUGCGUCUUUUCAUUCCACCACUGCGUCUGGUCUCUGCAGCCAUGUGGCAGGUGGUCCUGCAAGGACAUGUUCAAGAUUAUGGGAUGUUGGAGGAGUUUGUCACAACGGUGACAGAAAUUGUGCCAGAGCUUUUAAGUAGCAGUCAGAGAGCCCAACUCAUCCUGGGACUUCGAGCGAGGUUGGUUCUAGAGUUGUUUCGAAUGGAGCAGACACCGGAUCUCCAGAAUAUUCGACAACACCUGGACAGGAUCCGAUCCCUCACGUCCACAGAUGAUUCAGAGUCCAAUGAUGCGGAGGUGGAACUGACAGAAUCAAACUUUGUUCAGCUGGUUGAGUCAUUGAUGAAAGACCCAAGUGAAAGGGAGAACUUUUUCCAGGAUGUGUUCCCUGUGGAGUUCGGCCCACAGUAUGACACUGCAAUACAAAUGCUGAUGUUGGAAUUCCUUACCAGACUUGAGAAGUUACUUCCCAUACCAGACCUGGAACAGACUGCCUCCUUGCUAAAUGCUGUCCCCUCUGCCCUGGAACAAUGUGUUCAGUCUGUACCAGACCCCAGGCAGCUGAGGACCCUGCUGCAGUACCAUAGAAAACUUGGACAUGUGGAAUCUGUCGGCGGAUCUCCAACGUCCUUUGGUGACAGCAUCAUCUCCUCUCUGUCUCUUCGUCCCUACGUGCGAGUUGUGUCAGCCCCAGAUGUAGCCUCGGAUACGCGGUCAGAAAAAAUGCAUUCGGAGGGAACAGAAGCAGCGGAGAUGUCGGAGAGCCAGCCCGAGGGAAGUGUUGGGCUUGUUGCAGCAGAUGAUGUUCCAAGAUGCAUAAUUACAGAGCAGGGGUUUGCUAUGGACAUGCAAUCCGCUGUUGUGGAAAUUGACAGUCAGGCGGUCACCAGUUUGAAUUCACUCCGAAUAUCGCGUUUCCAACCGUUGAAACGAAGCAAAAGGCUGCAGAUAAAGAAAAUGUGUUCAAAAGGAAGAAACCCAUCUGUGGUGCGCAUCUCUCAUAAAGGACGAAAACCAAACAAAGCGGACUCUUGUGGGCGUCCAGUUAAACAGCUGUCACCCUCCAAUGUGCUACCCACCCUGAAGAAGUCAUUCAAAAGAGCCCAGUUUAGUAAAACGUGUGAAGUCUGUGGAAAGACUUUCACUCGAGUCACAGCCAUGAAAAGGCAUCAGCUUACCCACACGGGAGAUCUCAAGUUUAAGUGUCUCCUGUGUGAAAAACAAUUCCGAGACGGUCAUAAUCUGAAGAGACACCAGAGGAGAGUUUGUGAAAAGGACCUCCAACUUUCUGAUGGCGGCAAAGAUGACAAAGAGAUCCCGCAACCUUCAACUAGCAAAUCUCCUAACACAUCUUCUGUCAAGACUUCUCCACCAGGGACAUCGACGCAAGGACCUUUAGACACCAAGACGUGUUCUGUGUGUGGGAGGUUUUUUGCUCGUACUUCAAGCUUGGUUAGACACAUGAGCUCCCACUCCAAAGAGCGUCCAUUUAAGUGUGUCAACUGUGAUAAGAGAUUCAAGUAUUCCUAUGACCUGAGAAAACAUCGGAGAGGGUUGUGUAAGAAAAUGACCCGCAGAGAUUUGUUACAGAAUGGAGAUCCAAACGUGACAGAACCAAAGGGGGGCCCGCACCUAGAGAAAGGGGUUCUUUCCACAGCAGAAAAUCAAACACAAGUAGAUUGUAAUACCUGUAACGUCUGUGGGAAAAUUCUGACAUGUACUUCAAGCUUGGUAAGACACAUGAGCUCUCAUUCCAAAGAGCGUCCAUUUAAGUGUGCCAACUGUGAUAAGAGAUUCAAGUAUGCGUACGAUUUAAAAAAACACCAGAGGGAACUGUGUAAGAAAAUGACUCCAGGAGAUUUGUCACAGGAUGGUGGUCAGAACAUGGCAGAACCAAACGGGAACCCACAACCAGAGGUUUUUCUUGGCAUUGCAGAGAAUCAAACCCAGGUAGAUUCCAGAACCUGUCAGGUCUGUGGUAAGAUUUUGACUUUUGCCUCACAAAUGGAAAGGCAUUUGAAAUCUCACUCGAGGGCACGUCCCUACAACUGUGCUACUUGUGAAAGGAGCUUUAAGUACAAAGACUCUUUGAAGAAACAUCAGGAGAUCCUUGGCCAUGAAGGCAUCUUGGAAGACUUCGAUCAAGGUGUAGAAGAGCAGCAAGCGGAAUUGAACACAGAAAGUUAUAACCCUCUUUUAACCAAAGAAAAUGACACUGUGGCCAGUACCACAGAUGGUAAUCCAGGGGAAGCUCCCAAACCACAUACAUGCACCGUGUGUGGGAAAGUGUUGGACUGUGCCGGUCAUUUAGCUACUCAUAUGAGAUCCCACUCAGAGGAACGUCCCUAUCAGUGUGUCCACUGUGACCACCGCUUUAAGUAUAUGCAAAGUCUGAAUCAACACCAGAAAUACACAUGUAAGGCCAACCGUGAAGAGACCUCUCAGGUCACAGAACAGCAACGAGUGGAGGAUUCUUGUAAAUCAUCUGCCUGUAAUAUUAAUGCCCCAGAAUCUACUGAUGAACUCCAACUAGUUCACUGGUGUAAAAAAUGUGGAAAGAGUUUUGAUGACAUCUGUAGUUGGAAACAACACCAGGAAAAUGUAUGCAAGGAGGAAAAAGGAAAGGAGGUCUUCAAAUGUGAAACAAAAAAGGUGGUCUUCAAAUGUGAUGAUUGUGGAAAGGACUUCAAAGGUUCAAGAUACCUAAGAACACACAAGAGAAUCCACAGCCCAUUCUAUUGCUCUGAUUGUGGAAGGGUACUACCAAAUUCUAUUGCCUUUGAAAGACAUAAGCUGGUGCAACACAAGGAAAUUCAGUGUACCAUGUGUGAGAAGACCUUUACCCUGUUGGGUCGACUGAGAGACCACUACCUGCAUCAACAUAAAUUCACAGGACCAUACCCCUGCUCUCAGUGUGAGAAAACAUUUAUUGAGUUAAGAUACCUUGUUGAACAUGAAACAAUUCACUCAGGGGAGUUCCCUUAUCAGUGCUCAGUUUGUCAAAAGAAAUUCAGAACAGCAAAAUCAUUAACACUACACAGUCGCAAGCACACAGGGGAAAAGCCGUUCCUGUGCUGGCAGUGUGGAAAGAGCUACAAGGACCAUGGGAAUCUGGCAGCCCAUAUGGGGACUCACUCAGAGGAGAAACCAUUCUCUUGUUCACAGUGCGAAAUGACUUAUCGAACCAAAAUUCAGCUGAAUACACACAUUGAACAAGUUCAUGACGGAGUGAGAUACACUUGUUCAAUUUGUGGAAAGCAGUUUUUGAAAGCAGUGUCUGUAAAGAGACAUGAACUUACUCACACUGGAGAAAGACCAUGGCCAUGCUCCUAUUGCACAAAAACGUUCAUCACUGCCAAUGAAAGGAGGUUGCACGAGCGGUACCAUACUGGGGAACGACCAUACAAAUGCCAGGAAUGUGGAAAGUCCUUUGUUCAGUCAUGUUUCCUGAAGUCACACCAACGACUUCACACAGGAGAGAGGCCAUUUGCAUGCAGCAUUUGUGAUAAAAGUUUCAGAUUGAAUUACCAUAAGCAAAGACACGAGCAAACACAUACAGGGAAAAAUAAGCCGCAUGUGUGUGGGGAAUGUGGAUUAGCCUUCACCCAAAGAAAGCGCCUGACGGAACACCAACGCACUCACUCCUUGAAUUAAAAUGGUGUUCUCUUUCAUAUAUGGACAAUACACUGAAAACCAGAGAAUGGGAGCUUUUGGGCACAGACAAAAUUGCAGAGAAGGGGCUCCAACCUCAAUCACCACAUCAGUGUAUUGGGACCAGUGUCAAAUGCAUUACCACUUUCUCUGAUGAGUUUGUGUUACAUUAAACUAAUUUAUGUAAGGGAUAAACAGAGAUGUUUAUUACACUUAUACCACAACAUACAAACAACAAUAAUGUUAAUUCUAGAACUCACUUCGUUGCCAAUCAGCAACAAGUGUUGUUGUAUAUUAUGUGUGUGAUAUCUAUACAUCUAUAUCUCAUUGAUUUAACACCGUUUUUUGGGCGUGGAAGGGCUUUUAUAAUUUUAUGAAUCAUUUGAAAAGCUUGUAAUGAUGUAUUGAGUAAAGGCUGGAAAAUGUAAGUAGUUAUUCUAAACCACAUUGCAUUUUCCCAUAAUUGCAAUAAUAAAGGAGAAUUACAUGUCUGAUUUAAAAACGUUUGGAUUCACAUAGUUGCAAGCACUGAUACACAUCAUACCAAAUCGAUCAAUGCUUGCUUGUUUUUCCAGAAUGGUGAAGACUGUUGUAUACCGUCCUCUUUCCCCAAUCCAGUUCAGCCGACAAAAUAUGCUUACAUUUUGGUUGAUCCGAAUAAGGGAUUUUAAUAAGGGCUGUCUAUUUUCUUCAGGUGAUGCCAAGAUGCAUCCAAGUUCUGUGGCCCUUGCAUUUUUUUUUUUCCUUUGCUGCCUGAUUCAUCUUCCUCAUUAUCAUGAGUAUAUGUGGACUCAUUUCCUCUAGCAGGCAGCUUUACCACUGUUGCAAGGCUGUGAUUAUUGCCCAAAUGCUCACAAGUGGUAUAUAAAUGCCUCCCCCAGCUUUUUACCUGUUGUCUAUUUUACAAUCUGUCAUUUGU
Molecule: messenger RNA, 4769 nt
Organism: Esox lucius (northern pike)
Lineage: Eukaryota; Metazoa; Chordata; Actinopteri; Esociformes; Esocidae
Product: zinc finger protein 845-like
Exons: 7
Coding region: 149-3853 (1234 amino acids)
Source: RefSeq, a predicted model, not a curated record